Molecule: messenger RNA, 729 nt
Organism: Guillardia theta CCMP2712
Lineage: Eukaryota; Cryptophyceae; Pyrenomonadales; Geminigeraceae
Exons: 4
Coding region: 1-729 (242 amino acids)
Biological process (GO): RNA 3'-end processing
Molecular function (GO): nucleotidyltransferase activity
Source: RefSeq, a predicted model, not a curated record
AUGUUGAAUGUUGAGGCUCUGCCCUAUGCCCGAGUUCCUAUCAUCAAGUUCAAGGCGCAAGACGGUCUUGAUUUUGUCUUUGACUGCGAUCUGAGUGUCAACAAUGUCCUUGCCUGUAUCAAUACCGACUUGCUGUUCACAUACACCAUGCUGGACAAGAGGGUCAGGCCGCUGAUCAUGUGCAUCAAGCACUGGGUGAAGCAACGUCGAAUUCACAAAACCUUCAGAGGCUAUCUGAGUUCUUACACGUAUACGUUGAUGGUAAUCCAAUACCUGCAGUAUGAAAGAGUGCUGCCGUGCUUGCAAAGUCUGCGGCGCGUACAGGCCACGCUGAACAACGAUCCAUCGUUUGCUGUUUCCUGUGACGGAGAUGUGUACGACUGCUACUUCUACAGAAACGUUGAGACAUUAGCGAGUUUCGGUGAAAGGAACAAUCGUUCAUCGCUGGGGCUUCUUCUCGUUGGGUUCUUCCACUUCUACUCCAAUGUCUUUCCGAUUGAUAAGGGAGUUGUGAGUAUACGAAGUGGAAGGCUUCUCAGGAAGAAGGCGAAGGGAUGGGAUACCUCGGAAGACUUCAGAAACAGGCAUAUAUUUUGCAUAGAGGAUCCUUUCGACAUCAACCUUGACUUGGGGAGAUACGUCAACGACUACACCGUACAAGAUAUUCUUGAGGAGUUUGCCAGAGCAUUGCAGGUCCUCCAAACGUCUGGGAGCUUCGCUGAGGUUUGA